GUUUCGCAUCCGGUUUAACUGAUAUUUAUUAGCGUACACUGAAGCAUUACUUACCUAACCCAAUUUAGCCUGUCCAUAGCUCAAUUUUGAGCACAGCAACACACUGCUGGUUCGUCUUAUUAAUAAUCAGGGAUGGUUUGUGUUUUCACCACAUGACGACACUCAAAAGCGGAUGUCAACAAAGUCGCAGGACUUGUGUAGACUGACCGGUUGAAACUGAAAUCUUUGGGCUCAUUUCACCCCUCCUGUCGGGUUUGUCUGGGGACGUGUGUUGUCCCCCUUUUCUCCCGCGAGAUGGGUAGUCAUUUCCGCAGUUACGUGUGGGAUCCGGUCCUCAUCAUCUCUCAGAUUAUUUUAAUGCAGUGCAUCUACUACAGCUUCUUGGGUCUGUGGUUGGCUGGUGUGGAUGGUUUGGUACAGACCAGUAGAUCACUUGACCAGAUAUUCAGUUAUGAGGUUCUUAGCUUUUCAACAACGCAAGGUCGCCUCUCGAUGAUGGCAUUCAUUCUGAACUCUCUCACAUGUGCCCUCGGCCUGUGGUUUUUCAUUCGACGUGGAAAGCAAUGUCUGGACUUCACCGUUACAGUGCAUUUCUUCCACGUGAUUGGCUGCUGGAUCUAUAACGCCCACGUCCCAGCCGCCCUGUCAUGGUGGCUGGUCAACGUGGCCUGUAUCGCCCUCAUGGCAGUCAUUGGCGAGUACUUGUGUAUGCGGACAGAACUCCGAGCCAUUCCUGUGAACACAGCGCCCAAAUCAAACCUAUGAGAACUAGAGACUGGUCCCUGUGGAUCAGCUGCUGUGUGUGUGUUUGAUGUUGGUGCCGCAGACAGGACUGGCGUGUUUGACUAAUGCUGCUGUGGUUUUUCCAGCGUUUGACAAUGGGAGGAUAAUUGGCUCUGAGGAUGGACAGAAAUGACUUGGUUUCCCAGUGAUGUAUCAGUCUUGUCAUUGUAUCUAAUCAGACUUUUAAACUAAUGGCAGACGUGGCGUCAAAUGGUUGUCAAGGUAUUGAGUUUCUAAGCCAUAACACAUGAUAAUGGUGGCUUCAUGAGACUUACUUCAGUCAGAUUCAUUUCUAAACUAUUUAGGACCAACUGAAAAUAUGGUGGAUUUCAACCAUACAGAAAACACCAGAUGUCGUGUGUAUUUUAAAAAUAAACUACAAUGUAAAACACAAUUGACUGAUAAUGGUUACAGUCAGUGUGUCACCUCUUUGGUAGCAAUAAAAAAACUUUUUCAUAUAACCACCGUUUUCCCAGUUAACAAAAAACAGAGUAAUUUAGAUGUUUUUGCAAUUAAUUCAAUCUUACAAUAAUGGCAAUUUCUUUAUUUUGUUCUUGGUCCAAUCUUGUGUAUAUGUGUAUAUACACAUAUAUAUAUUUAUAUAUAGGCUACUCACAACAGCUGGCGAAAUCAUCUAAAUGUGUGACCUUAAAGGUAGGUUGUCAAACCAGUUUCAUUUCAUUUCAUUUUUAGGGUUCCAUCAGUCAUGGAAAACCUGGAAAUUUCAGGAAAUUUGAAAAUGGUAAUUUACAGACCUGGAAAUUUAUAUUGUGACUACUGAUUUUUACUAGUUGCUCAUCUUGGAAAUUUUUCAUGGGCUAUAAAUUGCUCUUUGUAAGUGCAGUCUGUAUAAAAUUAUAUUUUUAUUCAUGGAAUUUCAUUGGUAUAAAGGUGUGGGAACCCUGCAUUUUGCAGUCUGGUAAAAGCAGUAUUUAUUUUAAGUAGAAUCAGCAUAAGAUCAUUUUGAAAUAAUUCAUGCAGUGUUAAACGAGUCAGAAAACUCGGAUUUUGUGAAUUUAAGAGAUAAAUUCGAGCAACUGGCUUAAACUUUUAGGUUCUCUUUGCAAUAAAACAAAGUUCAUGCUAUAUAUGUGUACUUGUAUUAUCUGUUUUUUGUUUAUUAGAAGUAUGAGCUUUGGUUGCUUGGUAAGUGAUGUAAUAUUUCCUGUGUUAACCUUGUGACAUCCUGCCUCAAGCUAUUUUAGCCCACAUUUAGCUGAAUGAGACUAUAAAAAACACUGAACGACAUCAUGUCAACUACAUGUUGUCAUAUGUAUAUGUAGUCUCAAGCUAUUCUCAUAGAAGAUAAUACAAUUGCAUGAUAUAACUGGUGUUGGUACAUUCAUAGACCCAUUAUUGAGACAUUGUAAUUCGUGAUGCAAGCCUGUUACUGAGUUUUUAGCUGCGAGUACACAAACAAAAUUAUGUUAAAUUUACGACAAAAUUCUGGUGCCAGAAAUGUACCAAAUAAAUAUUGCAACCAUGUUUCGGGCAUUACAGGAUGUCAUUUUGAUGCCUAUAUAUUUUAUGGCUCACUACUGUUUGUAUUAUUAAAUGAUUUCAACUUGAU
Xyrauchen texanus (razorback sucker) is the source of this 2353-nucleotide messenger RNA. RefSeq names its product protein SYS1 homolog. The record is from RefSeq and is a predicted model, not a curated record. NCBI's taxonomy places the organism in Eukaryota, Metazoa, Chordata, Actinopteri, Cypriniformes, Catostomidae. Gene Ontology annotation, cellular component: trans-Golgi network; Golgi membrane. The coding region runs from base 295 to 765 and encodes 156 amino acids. The transcript is spliced from 4 exons. Gene Ontology annotation, biological process: Golgi to endosome transport; protein localization to Golgi apparatus; Golgi to plasma membrane protein transport.